This is a messenger RNA of Spodoptera litura, 2599 nucleotides long. RefSeq lists its product as uncharacterized. The record is from RefSeq and is a predicted model, not a curated record. NCBI's taxonomy places the organism in Eukaryota, Metazoa, Arthropoda, Insecta, Lepidoptera, Noctuidae.
AUCUGUCCGCCACUACUCGCUUUGCACAUAGCCAAUACCUUGCUAAUACCCCGGAAUUGGUUAACUUUAUUUUUCCGAUAUAUUGUAGGGAAUAUCGUAGGAACGUAGCUUGGACUUAAUUGUUCCUCUGAUUUUUUCCUCCAAUAAAAUGUUCACUACAAAUUUUGUCGUGAGGUUUUGGAGACCAUUGUGUACCAUCAAAACAUGAAAAUAAAAAAUUUACAUUUGCUAUUGAGGCCGUUAUUUUUGCAGUUAACAACGUAAUAACACUCAUGGCCCAUUUCUUUGCUUUGAUUUUGUACUGCAAUCAACACAUUUGACAGCUGAUCAUCCGCAUUUGUUUCCAAUUUCUGCCGUGUUGUGCGCUGCGGUCGUUGCCUGUCCGCCACUACUCGCUUUGUACAUAGCCAAUACCUCAACCUUUUUCGAAACAAGAACCUUCUAUCACUUGUCAGAUGAUCCGUAUGUCAGUUUGCGUCAAAAUUUUGUACUCUCAAAAUGCUAAAAGUAAAAUGUUAAAAUUGAAAAAUACAAUCCAAUAUACAAAGCGUUAAGUUUUGCAAAAUGGUUAAUAAGAAGUCGAGAAAAAAAUUUUUCGGAAGCUGCAUGUUAAAAUAUCCUUGGGAUGGGGAAUGUCCUACAAACUAUACAACAGCAGAUACCCGAACGCUGUCGUCGGUUAAGAGACCGCUGCCGUCGACCUAACAGGAUCGCGUACCAUCCAUCUGGCAGCUCCGGAUAUGAAGAAUACCCACAGGACCGCUACAAAAUCACCCACGCCAACAGUGGCACUCAGAUGGAGUAUCACAGAUCCACUCAGAAAUAUGAAGCUGAUCACCGAAGCACACAAACAGAACCGAGCAGCUCACAACCGUACAAACCAACGUACUCCAGCACCACUACUAUAGCCUACGGACACACUCCCAACCACCCCAACCGGGGGACCCCGAAUUAUGCCCAGGGGAGCCAACCACAACCCGGCGGUUACCCCCAAACCCAAGGCGGGACUUACCCCCAGAAUACUGAGUAUCCAAGUGGAGGGCCGUAUCAACGAGGAUACCCGCAGUCUUCUGGACAGCAUACAUACCCAAAUCAACAACAAGGCGGUUAUCCUCCACCCCAAGGAGGAUAUGGUUACCCUCCACCCCAACAAGGAGGCUACCCUCCACCGCAGGGAGGAUAUGGGGGAUACCCACCUCAACAGGGUGGAUAUGGGGGUUACCCACCUCAACAGGGUGGAUAUGGGGGAUAUCCACCACAACAGGGGUACGGUCCACCACAGCAACAAAAUCCAACGGGUGGUAUGGCGAAUAAGGCAGGCAUGGCGGCAUGCAUAGCCUGCUUAACUUGCUUCUUCUGCUCCUGUUGCCCAGGGCUCAUGGGGGGAGGCAUGCAAGGAAACGACGUUGAGGGCGGAGGCGUAGAUGGCACCGCAAAUGUUUCGUCUCCUGCCGACGACGACGACAACUAGAAAUCAUACUAGGAUAUAUAAUAGCUUAAAGCUUUAGUUGACAGUGACAGUCUAUAACUAGUGUUGCUAGUAUAAAAAAUUAAAAAGCUACCACUUUAAAUGGUUAACCGUUUGAAGUUUGUGCUGUUCGUUGAAAAAUUGUUGUGAUGUUUUCUUACCAAGCUUAUUUUUUUGAUGUAGGUAGUGACUGUAAUUUUCAACAGUAUAUUGUCAUUUGAUCAGAAACUUGAUAUUUUGAGGCUGAACUGCAAAUAUGAUUUACUUCUCCUAAUUCUAUUAUAUAUCAUUGUGUUGUAAUUAAAUAUGAAUAUUAGAUUUAUGCAGCGUUUACCACAAAUUUUAUAAAAUCUAAAUCUGAUUUCAUGUUUCCUUACGAUAUUGAUGAUGGAUUUUUUAAAUACCGUUUCUAUAUUGUUAUCUUAAAACGUAUUGAAAAUGCAAUCAUGUCAAAUAACCGAUUCAGUAGUACACUGGCCAGCAGUGACCAACCUACUCCAAUCUAUCAAAUGUAUUGCGGUCACCAGUGACUGCUCUCCACUACCUCUAUUAUAGACCUUAUUUCCGAUGUUUAAAGACUACAUUUGUAUAUAGGCUCUGGAGGAAAGCUAUUGUGGAUAAUGACGCAGCCGAGUCUGCGAUGUGCCCUCGACAGUUGUUCGAGUAGUUGAAGCUCAUAAGCGGCGAUGUUAAUGGCGAGCUAAGCCGUCUGUCCGAUAGGCAUUCUGGCCAAUUGAGAUGUCGUAAUGACAAGUUGAUAGAUAAACAAAUUUUAUUUAUCAACGAUGUAUGAUAAUUAUAUGGAUUAAACUGUCAAACACCAAGUGGUCACCGGUGACCGCAACCUAUUGUUCUAUAAUUGUGUCUAUAAUGACGGCACUCGACGAGUUAAGUUAGGUUCUUGGAAGUCCAAUCCCCUUCUCCCCCUUCCUAAAAGGCUGAUAACGCACUUGUGAUUCCUCUGGUGUGCGAAUAUCUAAUCGUAGUACUGAUUACUUACCAUCGAAAGAUCCGUCUGUUUAUACCAGAUAAAAGAAGGACACUAAUAUCAAGUGUAGGAAAGCCAUGCUUCGGCACGAAUGGGCCGGCUCGACCGGAGUGAUACCACGGCCGAACAGAAAACCGACGUAA